Molecule: messenger RNA, 7001 nt
Organism: Tachyglossus aculeatus (Australian echidna)
Lineage: Eukaryota; Metazoa; Chordata; Mammalia; Monotremata; Tachyglossidae
Gene: BLTP2
Product: KIAA0100 ortholog
Exons: 39
Coding region: 1-6666 (2221 amino acids)
Source: RefSeq, a predicted model, not a curated record
AUGCCGCUGCUGGUGGGCGCGCUGGGGGCCCUGUUGCUGGCCGCCCUCGGCGCUCUCUUCCUGGGCCGGUGGCUGGUGGUCCGCUUGGCUACCAGGUGGUGCCAGCGGAGGCUGCGGGCCGAACUGAAGAUCGGCUCCUUCGGCUUUUUCUGGAUCCAGAACGUCAGCCUCAAGUUCCAGCAGCACCCGCAGACGGUGGAGGUUGACAGCGUGUGGAUUUCCAGCAAGCUCUUAAGCCAUGAGUUGCCGCACUACGUGGCCCUGUGCUUCGGAGAAGUGCGAAUCCGAACCGACCUACGCAACGUCCCCCGUCUGCCCGCCCCCUUCGCCCGGGGCAGCGGCCGGGCUCCCCAGGACCUACCUCUCAGCCCGACCCUGCUGAGGAUCGCCUGCCAGCUGUUCUCCGUCCACGUGGACUCUGUCAACAUCAUGGUCCUCAACGUGGCCACUUCAGAGUCCCUGUGGCACAUCCAAAUCAGCCGGAGCCGCUUUCUGCUGGAUAGCGAUGGGAAGAGGCUGGACUGCGAGGUGAGCCUAAGCCAGGUCAACAGCAAAGUGCUGAAGAGCGGCCAGUCGGAGGACACCUGCCUGGCGGAGCUGUCGCUGGCCCUGGACCUCUGCGUGGAGCUGGGCUUCAGCUCCCGGCGGUUGAAAGCCAUCACCCUGGGUGUGUGGGCCCUCCACGCCGAACUGCACGAAGGCCUCUUCCACAGCCAGCUGUUGCGCCAGCAGCUGGCCCUGGCCGCCUCCCCGAGACGCGAGGUGGCCGAGGACCGGGCCGAACCGACUCUGCCCGGCCUGGACCUCCUGACUCAGCUGCCGGGGCGGGUGAAGGUGGAGAUGGAGAACACAAGCGUGGUGCUGUCCAUGAACAGCCAGAAAAGGCAUCUCAACUGGUCCCUGAGAACGCUGCAGUUCGUGUUCCAGCGGGACGAGGAGCAGCUGCCCCUCCGCAGCUUCACGCCGAACACCGACAUGGCGCAGAUGAGCACUGAGCUGCUCCUGGAAGAGGGGCUUCUGCUGUCUCAGAGCCGUCAGCGCAUCGUCUGCCUCAGCUCCCUGAAGGCCAGCGUGCAGGUGACCACCAUUGACCUCUCAGCUGCCGUGGUUCUCAAUACGUGCAUCGUCCACUACCGGCACCAGGAAUUCUCCCACUGGCUGAACAUGCUGGCGGUGGAGAGCCGGCGGCCCGGCCCGCCGUCCCCUCGCCGGGCCGGGGCCAGGAGCUUCCCCCAGAUCCUGGCUCCCGUCAUCCUCAGCACCUCCAUCUCCAACGUGAACAUAUCUGUGCAGCUUGGGGACACGCCGCCCUUCGCCUUAGGUUUCAAUUCCAUCUCCCUGGAUUACCAGCAUCUGCGGCCCCAGAGCAUCCAUCAGCGGGGCGUGCUGGCCGUGGAUCACCUGUGCUGGCGUGUGGGCAACGACUCUCACAUCCAGCGGGCACCGCACCCCCCCAACAUGCACGUCUGGGGCGAGGCCCUCAUCCUGGACUCCUUCACCCUGCAGGGCAGCUACAACCAACCCCUGGGCUUGUCCAGCACGCAGGCGGACACCCUCUUCCUGGACUGCACCAUCCGCGGGUUGCAGGUGGAGGCCUCGGACACUUGCGCCGAGUGUCUGUCCCGCAUCCUGGCGGUCGCGGGCCCGCGGCCUGGGGAGCCGCCGCCUCUCCCCGCGGGACCCUCGCCCGCGGAAGGCCAGGCCCUGCUCUGGAAGGUGGACCUCAAGGUGGAGGACGUGAAUCUGUUCACCCUCUCGAGCCUGGUGGGUGCCUCGGAGGUGAGACUGGACACGCUGACGGUCCUGGGCAGCGCCGAGAGCUCCACGGUGGGCGUCCAGGGCCUGGUCCUGGCCCUGGUCAAGUCAGUCACCGAGAAGAUGCAGCCCUGCUGCAAGGCUCCCGACAUCCCGACGCCGGUGCUCAGCCUCUCCAUGCUCUCCGUCACCUACCACAGCAGCAUCCGCUCCCUGGAGGUGCAGUGCGGGGCCGGGCUGACCCUGCUCUGGAGCCCCCCGGACCACAUGUAUCUGUACCAGCACGCGCUGGCCACCCUGCAGUGCCGCGACCUGCUGAGAGGCUCCUGCCCGUCGGGGCCCGAGACCCCCGCCGGGGCGCCCGCCCCGAAGCGGCUGCUGAGCCUGACCCUGGAGGUGAGCGCGGCCAAGCUGACGGCCUUCGUGGCGGAGGAGCGGUUCGUCACCCUGGCGGCGGAGAGCGUGUCCCUGAGCCGGCACGGGGGCUCGCUGCAGGCCUACUGCCCCGAGGUGGCCGCCGGCUUCGACGGCCACGCCAUCUUCAGCUUCAAGGAGGUGGAGGUGCAGCUGCUGAGCGAGCUGGAGGAGAUGAUCCUGCACCGGACCCCCUUCCCCUCCCUGGAGACGCUCCGCAACCGCGUCUGGCUCCUGGCCCUGGGCGCCGUGUCGGUGGAGUUCCCCUACCAGUACGACUUCUCCCGCACCCUGGACGAGGCGGUCGGGGUGCAGAAGUGGCUCCGGGGGCUCCACCGGGCGGGGGCCGCCCCCGGGGGCCCGGCCGCCCCCGCCCCGCUCCCGCCCGACCUCCUGGUCAAGGUGCAGCACUUCUCCUGGGUCUUCCUGGACGACGUCUUCGAGGUGAAGCUGCGGGACAACUACGAGCUCAUGAAGGACGAGAGCAAGGAGAGCGCCAAGCGGCUGCAGCUCCUGGACGCCAAGGUGGCGGCCCUGCGCAAGCAGCACGGGGAGCUGCUGCCGGCCCGCAAGAUCGAGGAGCUGUACGCCUCCCUGGAGCGCAAGAACAUCGAGAUCUACAUCCAGCGCUCCCGGCGCCUCUACGGCACCACCCCCAUGCGCCGGGCCCUGCUCACCUGGAGCCUGGCCGGCCUGGAGCUGGUGGCCCUGGCGGACGCCUCCUUCCACGGCCCCGACCGGGUGGUCCGCCAGCUGCGGGAGCUGGACCCCGGGAGCCCCUUCCCCGCCGACGGGCUGGACCUGGUCGUCCACUGGUGCCGCGUCAUCAGGGCCAACGUCAAGACCUUCCUGGUGCGGAUCCGUGACUACCCCCGCUACCUGUUCGAGAUCUGGGACUGGCGCCUCGUGGGCCGGCUGGUGGGCACCGAGCAGGGCGGGCAGCCCUGCUCCCGCCGGCGUCAGACCCUGCGCCUGGGGCCGCCUUGGGGCGACGUGGCCGUGGAGAGGAACAUGCCGCCGCUCAAGUUCUACCACGACUUCCGCUCGGAGGUGUUUCAGUACACCGUGGUGUGGGGCCCGUGCUGGGACCCGGCCUGGACGCUCGUCGGCCAGUCGGUGGACCUGCUGACCAAGGCCUCGGCCGACCCCAGCCCGCCCCUGCCCUGGUGGGACAAGAGCCGCCUCCUGCUCCACGGGGACUGGCGCAUGGAUAUCGAGCAGGCCAACCUGCACCAGCUGGCCACCGAGGACCCGUACAAUACCACCGAGAAUAUGCACUGGGAGUGGAGUCACCUGGCGUUUCACUGGAAGCCUGGCCAGUUUGUCUUUAAGGGCGACCUGGAUGUCAACGUGAGGACGGCCUCCAAGUACGACGACUGCUGUUUCCUGCACCUGCCUGAUUUGUGCAUGACCCUGGACCUCCAGUGGCUGUGCCACGGGAACCCCCACGACCACCACGGCGUCACCCUGCGGGCCCCCGGCUUCCUGCCCGAGGUGCCCCUGGGCCAGCUCCACGACUCCUACCGGGCCUUCCGCUCGGAGAACCUCAACCUCUCCAUCAAGAUGGACCUGACGCGGCACAGCGGGACCGCGUCCCAGCCGCGGGUCCUGCUGUACAGCAGCACGCUUCGCUGGAUGCAGAACUUCUGGGCCACCUGGACCGGCGUCACCCGGCCCAUCUGCCGAGGGAAGCUGUUCAGCAACAUGAAGCCGAGCAAGAAGAAACUGGGCCAGCACUACAAACAGCUCUCGUACACCGCCCUCUUCCCUCAGCUGCAGGUUCAUUACUGGGCCUCCUUUGCCCAGCAGCGGGGCAUCCAGGUGGAAUGCAGCCAGGGCCACGUCUUCACCCGGGGAACCCAGCGGCUCAUCCCUCAAGCGGGCACGGUGAUGCGGCGCCUGAUCUCGGAGUGGAGCGUGACCCAGAUGGUGAGUGACCUGAGCCAGGUGACGGUGCACCUGAUGGCCUCGCCAAGUGACGAGAGCAGUGACCACCGCCUCGACCUCCUGGUGACCAAGACCCACCUCCUGAGCCUGUCCUCGCUCACCUACAAGCGGCACAGCAACCGGACGACGGAGGAGGAGCUCUCCAGCCGAGCCGGGGACCCCGCCGUCCACACCCACCAGCUGCAUCUGGUGGACCUCCGGGCCUCCUGGACCACGACGAACCGGGACAUCGCCUUUGGCCUGUACGACGGCUACAAGAAGGCGGCGGUGCUCAAACGCAACCUCUCCACGGAGGCCCUGAAGGGGCUGAAGAUCGACCCCCAGCUGCCCGCCAAGAAGCCCAAGAGAGGCACCGUGGCUAGCGUCCCCGCCCCGCCCUGCGCCCACACCCCGAGCCUCGGCGGUCGGCCAGAAAAGGGGUCCUCAGGAGGGGCCUAUAUGUUGCAGAAGCUGAUCGAGGAGACCGACAAGUUUGUCGUGUUCACGGAAGAGGAGUCCGGGGUGAGCGAGCAGCUGUGUGGCAUCGCCGCCUGCCAGACUGACGACAUCUUCAACCGCAACUGCCUCAUCGAGCUGGUGAAUUGCCAGAUGGUGUUGCGCGGAGCGGAGACGGAGGGCUGCGUCAUCGUCUCGGCCGCCAAGGCCCAGCUGCUGCAGUGCCAGCACCACCCGGCCUGGUACGGCGACACCCUGAAGCAGAAGACCUCGUGGACCUGCCUGUUGGACGGCAUGCAGUACUUUGCCACCACGGAAAGCAGCCCCAGCGAGCGCGACGCCCGGCAGCUCUGGCUGGAGGUGAAGAACAUCGAGGAGCACCGACAGCGUAGCCUGGACUCGGUGCAGGAGCUGAUGGAGAGCGGGCAGGCCGUGGGUGGAAUGGUCAGCACCACCACAGACUGGAACCAGCCAGCGGAAGUCCAGCAAGCCCAGCAGGUCCAGCGCAUCAUCUCCCGCUGCAGCUGUCGCAUGUACUACAUCAGCUACAGCCACGACAUCGACCCCGAGCUGGCCACCCAGAUAAAGCCCCCCGAGCUCCCGGACCACCAGGAGAAGGAGGACCUCCUGAAGAAGCAGGAGGGGGCCGUGGACACGUUCACCCUCAUCCACCACGAACUGGAAAUCUCCACCAACCCUGCCCAGUAUGCCAUGAUCCUGGACAUUGUCAACAACUUGCUGCUGCACGUGGAGCCCAAGCGCAAGGAGCACAGCGAGAAGAAGCAGCGGGUGCGUUUCCAGCUGGAGAUCUCCAGCAACCCCGAGGAGCAACGCAGCAGCAUCCUGCACUUGCAGGAAGCCGUGAGGCAGCACGUGGCUCAGAUCCGGCAGCUGGAGAAGCAGAUGUACUCCAUCAUGAAGUCUCUGCAGGACGACAGCAAGAACGAGAACCUGCUCGACCUGAACCAGAAACUGCAGAUGCAGCUGAGCCGGGAGAAGGCCGACCUGCAGCUGGAGAGCGAGGAGCUCAACAUCCUCAUCAGGUGUUUUAAGGACUUCCAGUUGCAGAGAGCCAACAAGAUGGAGCUGAGGAAGCAGCAGGAGGACGUGAGCGUGGCCCGCCGCACCGAGUUCUACUUCGCCCAGGCCCGCUGGCGCCUCACCGAAGAGGACGGGCAGCUGGGCAUUGCCGAGCUGGAGCUCCAACGCUUCCUCUACAGCAAGGUGAAUAAAUCCGACGAUACGGCAGAGCACCUCCUCGAGCUGGGCUGGUUCACCAUGAAUAACCUCCUGCCCAACGCCGUCUACAAGGUCGUGCUGCGGCCACAGAGCGCCUGCCAGUCCGGACGCCAGCUGGCCCUGCGCAUCUUCAGCAAAGUCCGGCCCCCCGUUGGGGGCAUCUCCGUCAAGGAGCAUUUCGAGGUGAACGUGGUGCCCCUCACCAUCCAGCUGACGCACCAGUUCUUCCACAGGAUGAUGGGCUUCUUCUUCCCCGGCCGCAGCGUGGAGGACGACGAAGUCGGCGACGAAGAGGACAAGUCCAAGUUGGUGACCACGGGGAUGCCGGUGGUGAAGCCGCGGCAGCCGACGGCGGCGGAAGAUGCGGUGUCGCUGGGGCCCGGGAAGGGAGCGGCCCAGGGCCUGAACCGCGCCUCUGGGGUCAGGAGGUCGUUCCGGAAAGCGCCCGAGCAUCCCGUCGACGACAUUGACAAAAUGAAAGAGCGCGCCGCCAUGAACAACUCUUUCAUCUACAUCAAGAUCCCCCAGGUGCCACUGUGUGUCAGCUACAAGGGCGAGAAAAACAGCGUGGACUGGGGGGAUCUCAACCUGGUGCUGCCUUGCCUGGAAUAUCACAACAACACCUGGACGUGGCUGGACUUCGCCAUGGCCGUCAAGAGGGACAGCCGCAAAGCUCUGGUCGCCCAGGUGAUCAAGGAGAAGCUGCGGCUGAAGCCGGCCGCGGGCACCGAGGCCCGGGGCAAGCUGGAGACCAAAUCGGAUCCGCACGUGCAGCAGCAGCAGCAGGAGGAGGACGAGAAGGCCCGGCUCCUCAUCGGCCUCAGCGUGGGCGACAAGAACCCCGGCAAGAAGUCCAUCUUCGGCCGGCGCAAAUGAGCGAGGCGACUCGCCGGCCUGAGUCGGACUCGGGGGCCCGUUGGAAUCGGGGGACUCGGCGGGAGGGAGGGGACGGGCGGAAGCCACGGGGACAGCAAGGCGGCGAGGGUGGGUGGCACCCCGUCCCCCACCGACCACCCACCCUGGAAGCGGUCCCCUUACCCCCAGGCCUUAGCAGGUGAGCCCGUCGGGCCGGAUCUUACUCUGAGCCGCGGGGCCGGGCCCGGGCGGGAAACGGGGACUGGAUCCCUCCCCCAGGGCUGGAGGAGAACGGGCCGGGGAGGGGGAGGAUGGCGGGGCGGUUUAAUUUUUAUAAAUAGACAUAUUGAUCAAUA